CUUGAAAUGCAUUGUUUUUAUUCAAUCAUCAUAAUCUAGCUCUUUAUAUUUUAAAUGGUGACCAUACAGGACUUUCAGAAUCUGUGCUUCAGGAUAAUGUGCUAUUUUCAGUACAAGAAAGAUUUUGCAGGCACGUCGCUGACCAGCUGAUCGGAGACAACUCGACAAACAAAAUGAUAGGUUUAGAUUUUCAAGUCUUACUUUAUCUGUUUGGCGGUGCUGCCGCGGUGGCUACAUUAGCGCUGGUGGGUUUGAUAAUAGUGCGCCUGUCCUCAUCACCUCCCGACCUGUCCAGACAUGAGACAGAGAAGUACUUCUGUGAUCCGUCCAAACCUGGGGCCAAACUUCCCUUCCCCAGCAUACAUGACAAACCAACACUGGACCUGUCUGUUAUAGUGCCUUCUUAUAAUGAAGAAGAAAGAUUACCAGGGAUGCUGAAAGAAACAACUGAAUUCCUAGAAGACAGGCAGAAAAGGCAGCCAAGUUUCACCUAUGAAGUUAUAGUUGUUGAUGAUGGUAGUAAAGACAAAACAACUCAGGCUGGUCUGGAGUACAGCAGAAAGCUGGGAGUGGAGAAGGUCCGAGUUCUGACAUUCCACCAUAACAGAGGCAAGGGAGGGGCCAUCAGACUAGGCCUGUUCAGCGCUCGAGGUAAACAGCUCCUGUUUGCAGACGCAGACGCUGCCACCAAGUUUGCUGACCUGGAGAAUCUGGAAAAGCUCUUCAAAGAGAUCAACAAAGAGCCGCAUGGCAUGGCGAUAGUGUGUGGCUCCAGGGCACACCUCCAGGAUGAAGCGGUGGCUAGUCGCUCGUUAUUCCGUACCUUCCUGAUGCACGGCUUCCACUUCCUGGUGUGGUUCCUGUGUGUACGUGGCAUCAGGGAUACACAGUGCGGGUUCAAACUUCUGUCCAGAGAAGCUGCAAUACGAGUCUUCUCCAACCUCCAUGUGGAAAGAUGGGCCUUUGAUGUAGAGAUGCUGUACAUUGCCCAGUGCCUUGGGAUCCCGAUAGGAGAGGUGGCCGUCCACUGGACGGAGAUAGAUGGUAGGUUGUACCCUUGCAGUUCGUUAUACGUAUACUGUAAAUUGUUAAACUUUUGUAGUGGUUUAUCUUAGCACCUUCCUCUGGAC
Messenger RNA from Branchiostoma floridae (Florida lancelet), 1130 nucleotides. RefSeq names its product dolichyl-phosphate beta-glucosyltransferase-like. NCBI's taxonomy places the organism in Eukaryota, Metazoa, Chordata, Leptocardii, Amphioxiformes, Branchiostomatidae. The transcript has 11 exons. Gene Ontology annotation, cellular component: endoplasmic reticulum membrane. The coding region runs from base 174 to 1115 and encodes 313 amino acids. The record is from RefSeq and is a predicted model, not a curated record.